Molecule: messenger RNA, 1326 nt
Organism: Linderina pennispora
Lineage: Eukaryota; Fungi; Kickxellomycota; Kickxellomycetes; Kickxellales; Kickxellaceae
Exons: 3
Coding region: 1-1326 (441 amino acids)
Biological process (GO): maturation of SSU-rRNA; ribosomal small subunit biogenesis
Cellular component (GO): preribosome, small subunit precursor
Molecular function (GO): RNA endonuclease activity
Source: RefSeq, a predicted model, not a curated record
AUGUCGAGCGCAGCAGAUACAGUAGAGACGACUACACCGACACAAGCGCCCUCGGCCAUUGCUGAUCAGCAGCCUGCAGUGCUGACAUACGAGGAAAAGCUGCAGCUAAACAACAACAAGCCUGUUGUAACUCUUGUCGUGGACACGAACCCGUUCAUCAAGGGCCUUCCCCUGGACCACAUUGCAAACAAGUUUGUGACAAUCCCCGAGGUCUUGGGCGAGCUGCGCAGCCGUGCCUCCAAGGACCGGUACCAGAGCCUUGAUAUGAAAUACGGCAUUGAUGUGAUCGAGCCUGAUGCCGAGAGCAUGAAUGCGGUGGUUGCGUUUGCCAGGAAGACGGGUGAUUAUGCGAGCCUGGCGAUGGCCGAUCUCAAGAUCAUUGCGCUUGGAUUUAUGCUGGAGAAGAAGGCAAACGGGAUGCGUAGGCUCAGGCUUGAGCCUGUGGGCAACCAGCCGAACAUUGCAGAUCGCAAGCUGAUGAAGAACGCGAUUGAGCAGCUGGAGCAGACAAUCGAGGAUCUGUCGGUUGAGCCCAAGGACGAGGAGACGGUUGGUAUUGCCGAGGAGGGCAUUGUGCUUACAAGCGCCGCUAAGGACGAGUUUGAAAAGGCGCCACGCAAGGAUGAUUUCUUCAACGGUGAAUGGAUCACGCCAAACAACGUCAAGCUGCACCAAGCUGCCAGCGCUAUGGGCAUGAAGAACGCCAUGUCGGACCGCCCCAAGGCCAUCCUGAAGGUGGCCUGCGUGACGUCUGACUUCGCCAUGCAAAACGUGAUCCUCAAGAUGGGUAUUAACCUGGUGACGCCCGACGGCAUUGCCGUACGUCGGCUGCGCACAUGGGUGCUGCGCUGCCACGCAUGCUUUGAGCUCACCGGCGACAUGAACAAGCAGUUCUGCCCAGCAUGUGGCCAUCCGACCUUGAAGCGCUGCUCGGUCACUACCAGCACGAACGGCCAGCUCCAGGUGCAUCUGAAGAAGGACUACAGGUAUAAUCUGCGCGGCACGGUGUACUCGAUGCCCAAGCCGCACGGCGGCAAGCACACGAUUCGCGACAUCAUUACGCGCGAGGACGACAAGGCGUACCAAAGCGCAGUGCGGUACAAGAAUAUCAAGGAAUCCAAAGCCAACUCGGGCCUGGGUGGUGUUAACUCGCUGCUGGAUCCGGACUUCAUCCCGGACCUGCUUGUCGGCAACAGUCUGGCAGACUCCAAAGGCUACGGCGUGGCCACCGAUGCGCGCGGCAUGCCGAUGGUCGCGCGUAACCGCAAGAACCCGAACGCCGUCAAGCGGACUGGUAACCGCAAGCACAAGCGGCAGAAUUUCUAG